This is a messenger RNA of Trematomus bernacchii (emerald rockcod), 3194 nucleotides long. RefSeq names its product golgi membrane protein 1 (gene golm1). Gene Ontology annotation, cellular component: Golgi apparatus. The transcript has 11 exons. The coding region runs from base 205 to 1446 and encodes 413 amino acids. The record is from RefSeq and is a predicted model, not a curated record. NCBI's taxonomy places the organism in Eukaryota, Metazoa, Chordata, Actinopteri, Perciformes, Nototheniidae.
CCGACUGUCCCACACCGACCCAGCCAACACACACUCUGCUGUUUACAUGGCACUAAUGGAUAGGAAAUAAAAGUGCUAGUAGGUUGUGCUGGUGAAACGCGGACAUAUAUUUUUUAAGCAAAAUAUCACUUAAUAACACUCCAUCUACUGGGUUCAACAUUACAUCCUUGUUUUCCUCUUGAGUCUACCGGUGUGUAGACAGCUAUGGGUGGGCUGGGAAAUGUACGUCGUGGAGGAAGAUCACCCCCUCUAAUGAUCGGCGCUCUAAUUGCCUGUAUCCUGGUUCUGGGUUUUAACUACUGGGUGUCAAGCUCCCGCAACGUGGAGCUAGAGACUAAGCUGUAUGAGUUGGAGGGCCAGGUGCAGCGUGGGGCAGCAGAGAGAGGAGUAGUGGAGCUGAAGAAGACUGAGUUCCAGGAGGAAAUCCACAGACAGAAGGAGCAGAUUAGCCACAUAGAAAGCCUCUACAAGAGACAACUGGAAGGAUCUCAGAACACCUUCAGCCAAGAGAAGGGCACACUGUUGCAGAACAUUUCCUCCAGUACCAAAACCAUACAGGAACUCAAGGGUCAGGUGAAUCAGCUGAACGAUGACCUGGGGAAGGUUCAGAAGGAGCUGCAAAGUUGCCAAGGCAACAUCAAAAACCUCAACAACAGACUCACUUAUGACAUGACCCAUUGCCAGUCUCAGGUCCUGUCCCAGAAGGAGCUGUGUGAUGAGAGAGUGGCUGCUGCUAAACUUGAAGUUCAGAAGAAAAUGGAAAAGCUCAUCACCCCCUCAGGUGUUUCCUCAAAGCCCGAACAUGCAGUGGCUGAAGCCUCAAAAGAAGACGGAGGAGUCACGACUGGGGCUGAUGCCGUUAAAACAGAAACUCUAGAGGGCAACACAACCCUCUCACAGCCCAACGGAGAGGAUCCAUCUGAACUACUGACCAAUGAGAUUGUCGUGGACAAAGGUCCUAAUACCCCAGUAGACCUGCCUACAGGAAAAGAUCUCUCCAAAAUAGAUUCCCAGUCCAUCCCCUCGGCGGCUGCAGUCAAGCAGGAAACUUUGCUACCACCAGAGGGAGCUGUCCUACCUCAGGAGGGGGAGGCAGAGACCAGUGAGCCUGUAAAGAACAACCUGACAGAGGAAAAAGAGGUGGAGGUGAUGGACGUCCAUGGAGAGGACACUCAGACUGAAGAGGCAGACCCUGUGAUGGACGGCAUGCUGAUGAGCCGGGUGAAGGUAGAGGACGCUCCUCUCAGUCAGAAACCUGAGGAGCCAGAAGAUUAUGACGCAGACGAGCAGGUGGUGGGCGGAGCCGAUUUGGAGAAACAACGGCGGAGUAAACUAGCUGAAAAUAUAGACAAAGACAUGGAGGAGGAGCUGGCUGACUAUAACGGAGACGAUGAGAACGAAGGCGAGUUUGAAGCAGACAAACAGGCUGAGCUCGCCCAGAUCUAAGGGCCAGAGUUGGAGAAGGAGCUUGCACAUCAAACACCUCAGCAACACAGCAGCAGACAGGUUCUCCGAACACAGUGAGCACAAACAAAACCAGAGGAACAUCUUUAUAGGAAAGACUUUGGACUUUAGUUUUGAUUGAUUUAAAGAAUCAUUUGCUUUUUGGAAUGUUUUUUUAAUUUGUCAUCUCUAAAACGAUUAUGUACAAUUUUAUUUAAUUACAAUUGUCAUUUUAUAGCUUGCAAGUUUUCUGUAUCAGAGUAAGCAUAUUUAAGAUUUCAUGUUCAAAUCUGAAAUAUGCAAAUGUCAGCCAAACAUGUACAAUUAUGGUUUCUAAUUGCUAUCAUUCACUGUAUACAUGUAACCCAUGGUGUUUUUAUUGUGAUGAUUGUGCUCACAUUGAUUUCAGUAUGAAAAAGUAAUAUGAAAGUACCCAGUACUUCUAAGUACUACCGCUUACUCAGCUCCUGGUGUUGGUUAAGCGUUAUUUAAGACAUUUCAAGACUUGAAAGAUUGAACAUUUCAACAUCGCUGGGAAUUACUAGGCUUUGACCAUGUGAUUAGAUGUGUUUAUUAUGUUCGCUCCAUAAUGACUGUAACUUGAAUGAUGACACAAAUGUGAUGAUGGUGUGCAGACCCUUAAAGGGCCAUAAGGUGUGUAUUACUGUAAUGUGCUGACUACGGGUCAAUGGCUGGAAUAUGUUAUUUAACAAAAGGUCUGUCAGAGAACGCAAAUGAGGUUUUCCAUAACUGUAGCAAAUGAAGGAGAGUGCUGAGAUUCUAGUUGGACUGCUGAGUACAUCUGUGUCAUUAUGAGGCAGCGGCUUUUCAAGUAAUGUGUAACAGGACAUUUUCGAUCUAUGAGAAAUCAUGUCUAGAUUGUCACUUGAUUGAAUUUGGGAUCAACAUCUGGGAUCAUUUAGAAAAAAAACAGAUUAUAAUGAAGCGAGUUAUUUGAAACAUCUGUACAUUAUUGUCUCAUGCCUUAUUGAUUGUGUGUACAGCAUUAUUUUUCCGAUGUCCAGUUGCUUCUGACACAAUUGAGGUCUAAUUGAGAGCCUCAGUACGAUAACUGAGUUUGCACCUUUACGCUGUGGAUACUGCCUCUGUUGAACUGAAUGGACUAUUUUGUGGGAAGCACAUUUCUUUGAAGGAGGGAAAUUGUGUUUUGCUUUGGGGCUCCUAUUAUCCAUCAGUUGUAAAAAAAAAAACGUUAAGCAUUUUUUAAAUGUAUAAGUCUAUUCAACUGAAAACUGUAUUUGACUGGAAAGUGUGUUUGUGAGUGAAAACAUGAACAUAGGUAUCAGAAAUUAACAAAAAGUUAAAUUGUGUGGCGGGAUCUUUUAUUGCCUUGUGUUUUAUACAGGACGGAGGAUUUUUGAAAGACAUUUUUUCCAGGUAUUUCAUUUAAAUGGUGUUACUAAAUAACCCCACUCUAUCAUGCUUUGACUUAUUCACAGUCCAUUGAAGUAUUUCCAAUGUCUUGAACCUCCAACAUAAACUAUUUUAUAUACAAGUCACAAUCCUAACGUUUUCACACACAUGCUAAAUAAUGGCUUAAUGUCUCAGAAUUAUAAAGUUCAUAAUACCUAUCGUUUCCAUAUGAAUGUAAAGGUUUAGCCAUAAAAACAAAUCCUGGUCUUGAAUGAAUGAUGAUUAGCUUUGAUGAAAUGCAUAAUGAAGAAUAUACAUAUAUUGGACAUUGUUGACCGCAUGAUCCCCAUGAACAAUAAACAUGUCCUAACAUGAUG